Messenger RNA from Stylophora pistillata, 1055 nucleotides. RefSeq lists its product as uncharacterized. NCBI's taxonomy places the organism in Eukaryota, Metazoa, Cnidaria, Anthozoa, Scleractinia, Pocilloporidae. Gene Ontology annotation, molecular function: calcium ion binding. The record is from RefSeq and is a predicted model, not a curated record.
UAAUAACAUUUCGAGAGAUCAGAGUUCAGAAUUCCAAAAAAAAUAUGGAAUCUGGGAGAGAAAGAACCUAUGAUUAAUGAAUCGUUUUGACAGAGGAAAGCCUCGAGCAGUUUUAGACAUAACGCGGCCGUGUUCAAUUUCAUGACGUCAUGAUUUUGAUACCCACUUGAUUGAGCUAGUGUCACAGAUCAGUUAUUAUUUACCUUGAGCCUGGAGUUACUCGAGCACAGUUUGGCACACAUAGCUGUCUGUGAGUCGUGUGGAAAGCGAUUCUGGAGAAUGGCGUUCUCGUCAAAGAUUUUACUGCUGGUUGGUAUUUCUCUAGCACAGUUUUACAUCGUCCAAGGUCAGAAUUACAUGAACUGGGUCGGUCGAUGCUGCACUAAAGGUCGCCGCAAAGCCUCAAAGAAUUAUGACCCUUCUUCGUGUAACUCGGAUGAUUUGGACAGGCGGCGAUUCCAAACUAAGUUUGAACGUUGGAUUUGUCGGUAUGCUGAAAGGAUCUGCUGCAUGAAAGAAAUCCAAAAGAAAAGCUGCCAGAGCGGAAUUUUUGAGGCGUUGCUCGGGCAUUCUUGUGGCAGGUUCAUGCCGUUUGUAGGCGGGGAUGAUUUCCGUGAGUGUUGCGACUGUUGUUCCCUGGGAGUCAGAGCCAAAGCAGACAAUGAUACCAUUUGUGCAGUGGACAGGUUCCCUGUGAUGCUGCUAUCUGACUCAAGCAAACAAUGUACUAAUUCAUUCAAACAGUGCUGCAAAGGAACGAUAUCUCCCCCUACAGUCCUUCCAACCGCCAGAAAGCCGAAGUGUUCUGACAACUUCUGUCAGCAAGAAUGCCAAGACUCACCCACACAAGGGGCACAAUGUAGUUGUCGAGACGGAUACCGCUUGAAACCUGACAAAGUAUCUUGUCAAGGCAAGACCACGGGACAUCAACGAGUGUCAGUUAAGAGGCGGUAAUACAUGCAGUCCUUUAGAACGGUGCGUCAAUACUCCUGGCAGUUAUCGAUGCGAAAAUGGAACGACGGAGGCAGCGUGUAAACUGGGAGAACAACUCGUGG